AUGUCUACAAACAAAGAACUAACCGGCAAAGUUGCAAUAAUCACAGGCUCCAGUCGUGGCAUCGGCGCCGCCAUAGCCCUCAAAUUCGCCCACCGUGGAGCAGACGUAGCCAUAAACUAUGUCUCCAAUGCCACAGCGGCCGAGUCCGUCGUCGAGCAGAUCCGAGCUCUAGGCGUGCGCGCCCUCGCCAUCAAAGCCGAUGUCUCACAGGAAGAAGAGGUAAAAACAAUGUUCGAGACUGUGCAUCGUGAAUUCGGCCGUCUCGACAUCGCAGUCAGUAACUCGGGCAUCGAGCAUUUCGGGGCUCUCUCUGAGGUCAAGGGUAGCGAUAUCGAUGCCAUCUUUGCGGUUAAUGUCAAGGGACAAUAUUUCGUUGCUCAACAGGCUUAUCGUUUCAUGGAGGAUUAUGGGCGGGUUAUGUUGACUUCGUCGAUUUCGGCUGUGAAGGGCGUCCCUCGUCAUGCUGUCUAUGCUGCUUCCAAAGCCGCUGUACAGGGUAUGACCAAGUGUCUUGCAAUGGAUUUCGGUCCGCGAAACAUCACGGUCAACUGCAUUGCUGCUGGUGGUGUCAAGACUGAUAUGUAUACUGAGAUGUCGGCUAAGUAUAUCCCCGGUGGUGAUAAGAUGAGUCCUCAGCAGAUCGAUGAGGCGUUGAGCAAGUGGUCUCCGUUGGGUCGGCCUGGGGAGGUUGAGGAUGUUGCUGGGGUUGCGGCUUUGAUUGCUAGUCCUGAUUCGCAGUGGUUGACUGGACAGACUUGGCAGGUCUCUGGUGGUGCUUAUAUGGCGUAG
Penicillium crustosum is the source of this 789-nucleotide messenger RNA. RefSeq lists its product as uncharacterized. The record is from RefSeq and is a predicted model, not a curated record. NCBI's taxonomy places the organism in Eukaryota, Fungi, Ascomycota, Eurotiomycetes, Eurotiales, Aspergillaceae. Gene Ontology annotation, molecular function: oxidoreductase activity. The coding region runs from base 1 to 789 and encodes 262 amino acids. The transcript is spliced from 3 exons.